ACGAAUUGAGCGAUUAACAUAAUGGUCUUAUACCGGAGAAUGGUCAUUUCGCAGCUGAUCUCAUUGGUAUUGGUGGCCAUAGCUGCAGUAGCAAUAGCCGACCAAGCCCUCCCGCCUCCUCAAGCCCUGCCUGAAUGCCUUGACCAGUGUGGCAAUCUCACAGUCCCCUAUCCAUUCGGCAUAGGCGACGGUUGUUACCUUACACAAAAAUUCAACCUCACCUGUGACGAAUCCAGCCAACCUCCAACACUACUCUGGGCGGAUACUGAUAUCCCUAUUACUAACAUAUCCGUGGCCGAACGUGAGUUGCAAAUUUUGUCUUACAUAGCCUAUGAUUGCUACGACCAACAGGGUCAUCAAACGGGAUAUUCCAAUCUCACAUGGCUCUGGGUCACUCCUCCGUUCACCAUCUCUGGUACCAGAAACAAGUUCAUUGCCGUUGGCUAUGACACCUUUGCCAUUUUUAUGGGGUACCGCCCUUACCCUAAUGAUGAUAUUGGGUACGUAGCCGGGUGCAUCAUAAGUGACAUUCCUGACAAUACUACUGCUGCUGCUGACGAGUCAUGCACCGGCAAUGGGUGUUGCCAAACUUCAAUGCCUGCAGACGGACUCAAAAAUCAAACUGUCAAGUUGAGUAGUUACUCUAACCAUACCAAUGUACGGAAUUUCAACCAGUGCAGCUACGCUUUCAUUGUGGAAGAUGGCAAUUUCACAUUUAACCCGACUACAAGUUUUCAACAACUGAACAACACUGAACGGCUUCCUAUGAUUCUUAAUUGGGAAAUCGCGAACGUGUCAUGUGCUGAAGCUGAAAAGAGGCAGGAUUAUGCUUGCAAGGCGCAUAGCAAGUGUGUCAAUACCAUCGACAUCAAGACUGAACCGUCUGGUUAUUAUUGCGAGUGCUGGCCAGGCUACCAAGGCAACCCAUAUCUCCCAGAUGGCUGUCAAGAUAUUAAUGAAUGCAACGCCUCAACGGACCCCUGCAACAAUGGAACGUGCAAAAAUUCAGAUGGAGAUUACACAUGUACAUGUAAGAAAGGUUUCAGAAACGAAAACCCAAAGAGUUGCGUACAGAACACUCCUAUAUCAAAGAACAAGUCCCUGAAAGUUUCCUUGGGUGUCUCUCUGAGCUUCUUAGGGGUAUUGCUUGUAACAUUUUGGAUAUACUGCGGACUGAAGAGAAGAAAGUUCAAGAUACUCAAACAGAAGUACUUCAAACACAAUGGUGGCUUCUUGUUACAACAAAAAUUGGAGAAUUUCGAUGGACCUCAAGCAGCCAAAAUAUUUACUAGAGAAGAACUUAAGAAGGCCACAAACAACUUUCAUGACAGUUUAAAAAUUGGUGAAGGAGGCUAUGGAUUUGUUUACAAAGGAACACUAUCAAAUGGAAAUGAGGUUGCCAUAAAGGUGUCAAAAAGUAGUGCCCCAAUGACCCAAAGUAAUCAGUUCAUUAAUGAGGUGAUUGUUCUUUCUCAGAUCAACCACAGAAAUGUGGUGAAGCUUCUAGGUUGUUGUUUGGAGACCCAAACGCCUUUAUUAGUGUAUGAGUUCGUCAGCAACGGCACACUUUAUGAGCAUAUUCAUAAAAAGAAUGGCAAGGGACCGCUUUCCUUUGGGCUACGAAUGAAGAUAGCAACAGAAACAGCAGGAUCACUGGCAUACUUGCACUACUCUACUUCGAUGCAAAUUGUGCACCGAGAUGUGAAGGCAGCAAACAUUCUACUGGAUGAGAAUUUCACAGCGAAAGUGUCAGACUUUGGAGCUUCAAAAUUGGUUCCCGAAGAUCAAAAUCAACUGUCUACUUUAGUGCAAGGGACGAUAGGGUACUUGGACCCUGAAUAUCUUCAGUCAAACACACUGACAGAGAAAAGUGACGUAUAUAGCUUCGGCGUUGUCCUUGUGGAGCUAAUAACAAGUCAAGUGGCAAUUUCUUAUCAGAAGCCUGAGGCGGAGAGAAGCUUAGCAAAAUUUUUUGUUACUUCUGUGGAAGAGAAUCGCCUAGAUCAGAUUCUCGAUCAUGAAAUAAUCAAAGAGGGGAGCUUCGAAACAGCUGAACAAGUAGCACAUCUGGCCAAAAGUUGUUUAAGUUUGAAAGGGAGCGAUAGGCCUACCAUGAAAGAAGUAGCACUGAAGCUAGAGGGAGUAUUGCAAGUUAUGGCAAAGCAUCCAUGGGGAAAGGCUGAUGCCUCACCAAAAGAGACUGACUACUUGCAGCUUGCGUCACAUUCAAAAGCCUACGUUGUUGAUGUUAGAGGUGAUGAAGGUGAAGUUAUAACCAGUAUUGACUACGACCAAAGCAUCCAGAUUCAACCCCUGAUGAUGAAGCCUUAUGAUGGAGGCCGAUAGUUGAUUAAUAUUAGCUUCUUGAUAUUUCAUAUAUAGCUAUUGAUGUAUUGAAUUGUUCUUAGUUUGCUUCGG
Messenger RNA from Rosa rugosa (rugosa rose), 2418 nucleotides. Its product is annotated as wall-associated receptor kinase 2-like. Gene Ontology annotation, cellular component: plasma membrane. Gene Ontology annotation, biological process: cell surface receptor signaling pathway; protein phosphorylation. The coding region runs from base 22 to 2346 and encodes 774 amino acids. The record is from RefSeq and is a predicted model, not a curated record. Gene Ontology annotation, molecular function: protein serine/threonine kinase activity; calcium ion binding; polysaccharide binding. The transcript has 3 exons. NCBI's taxonomy places the organism in Eukaryota, Viridiplantae, Streptophyta, Magnoliopsida, Rosales, Rosaceae.